Messenger RNA from Mercurialis annua (annual mercury), 1619 nucleotides. Its product is annotated as cytochrome P450 CYP749A22-like. The record is from RefSeq and is a predicted model, not a curated record. NCBI's taxonomy places the organism in Eukaryota, Viridiplantae, Streptophyta, Magnoliopsida, Malpighiales, Euphorbiaceae. The transcript is spliced from 5 exons. Gene Ontology annotation, molecular function: heme binding; oxidoreductase activity, acting on paired donors, with incorporation or reduction of molecular oxygen; monooxygenase activity. Bases 1 to 1536 code for a protein of 511 amino acids.
AUGAUUCUUUUGAUUUCAAGUUGGGUAUUUGCGUGCUUGGUAUUGACGUUUCUCGUCAAAUUCUUAUAUGAUGUAUGGCUGAAUCCAAUCCGAAUACAGAGUUCACUUAGGGCACAGGGAGUUAGAGGUCCUGCUUACAGAUUCCUUUACGGAAAUUCACAGGAUUUGACGAAUCUGAGAAACGAAGCCUUGCGUAGUUCUACAGAACUAUCGUCGCAUCAAAUAAUAGCUAGAGUACAUCCUGACAUUCAUUUGUGGACCAAGCUAUAUGGGAAGAACUAUGUGAGUUGGAUCGGUGCUCGCCCUCAGUUGUUAGUCACAGAACCUAAGCUGAUAAAAGAAGCACUCUGCAACUGCAAUAAAGAUGAAGCAUAUCAAAAGCCAGAGUUUGAAUCUUUUGUCAAACAUAUGUUUGGGGAUGGACUUGUUACUACUCAAGGAGAAAAAUGGCAUCGGCAGCGUAAACUGGCUAAUCAUGCAUUUCAUGGCGAGAGCUUAAAAGGUACGAUUCCAGCAAUGAUCUUAAGUGUGGAGAUAAUGCUGGAGAGAUGGAGACAGAGUGAAGUAGGCAGAGAGAUUGAGGUGUACCAAGAAUUCAAGCUAUUAACAUCUGAUAUUAUUUCUAGGACUGCCUUUGGAAGCAGCUAUUUGGAGGGGCAGCAGAUUUUUGACAUGCUAGGGAAACUUGCUCUUAUCCUUAGCAGAAAUGGUUACCGAGUUAGAAUUCGCGCACUAGAAAAAUUUUGGAGAACAAAAGAUGACAUUGAAUCAGAAAAACUCGAGCAAGGGAUCCGAGACUCGGUGUUAGAGAUGAUAAAGAAGAGAGAAGAGAGUGAAGUUGAAAGCUGUGGAAGUGAUUAUUUUGGAGUGCUCCUGAAAGCUUAUAAGGAAACUGAUAAAACAAAGAAAAUAACAAUACAAGACAUAAUUGAUGAAUGCAAAACAUUUUACAUUGCUGGACAUGAGACUACCUCUAGUUUACUCACUUGGUGUAUGUUUCUUCUUGCAAUUCACUCCGAUUGGCAACAAAAAGCAAGGCAGGAAGUCAUUGAAAUAUUUGGCAACCAAAGUCCUACUAAUUCAGAUGAACUCACAAGGCUAAAGAUUAUGAGUAUGAUUGUCAACGAAACUCUAAGGUUAUAUCCUCCGAAUACCAAUCUGAUAAGGGAAGUUAAAAAGGGAAGCAGAUUAGGAAAGCUUAUAGCUCCUGCAAGAAUGGACUUAUUUAUUCCACCUUUAGUUAUGCAUCAAGAUCCUGAAAUUUGGGGAGAAGAUGCUCAUCUCUUCAAGCCAGAAAGAUUUGCAGAAGGUAUUGCUAAAGCUACAAAGAAUAAUAUUACGGCAUUUGUUCCGUUCGGUUUAGGACCAAGAAAUUGUGUUGGCAUGAACUUUGCUCUAGCAGAAACAAAGAUUGCUCUCUCCAUGAUCCUGCAGCAUUACAGUUUCACUUUGUCACCAAAUUAUGUCCACUCACCUGCUGUAGUUAUCGGGUUGUACCCACAAAAAGGCCUUCAAAUCAAUUUUCAUGCAUUGUAAGACCAAAAAUUGUUGUUUGCUGAAGCAGUUAUAUAUGAACUAGAUUGAAUUAAGUAUUUAGGAAAAACUUAAAUAUCUAACAU